CACAUCUCAUUUCAUUCAAUCAUCCAUCGAUUUCUAGCUUAGCUUCUACUGCCAAUUGCUUGGAGAUUGAUCGACCAUCAUCUCCAUCGAUCCUCGAAGUCGAUAUAUAGCUAAUUGGACCAUAUUCCAUGGCGAUCAUGGCAGCCAGAGCUCUACUCGUCGUCGCCAUGGCAGCAGCGGUGCUCGGAACGGCGCUCGGCGCCACCUACACCGUCGGAGCUCCGAGCGGCUCAUGGGACUUGAGGACUAACUAUGACCAGUGGGUUUCCAACAUCAACUUUCGUGCCGGAGAUCAGAUAGUGUUCAAGUAUUCUCCAGCGGCGCAUGAUGUGGUGGAGGUGAACAAGGCCGACUACGACUCAUGCUCCAGCUCCAGCCCUAUCGCCACCUUCAACUCCGGCGAUGACACCAUCCCUCUCACCGCUACCGGCACCCGCUACUUCAUAUGUGGCUUCAAUGGCCAUUGCACCGGAGGGAUGAAGGUCGCUGUCAAGGUUGAGGCCGCCACCGGCAGCAACCCGGCCCCAUCACCGAUGACCCCUCGUCCACGCACACCGACAGCAAUGGCACCGAACGCAAUGCCGCCAACGGCUGGUGGCCGGCCCGUGCCUCCAUCUAACUCAGCAAGCCAGCCCGCUGGUGUUGCAUCUCUAGUUGGUCUUAGUUUGGGUGCCAUAGUUGUUGGUCUCAUGGCCUUCUAAAUUAGAGUAAGAAGAUACUUUGUGUAUCUCUUCGAAGGCGAUCGAUUGAUUGUGUUCGUAUAUAUUGAUUGCUUUGAGUAUUUUCUCUGGUAGAGUCCGGCUCAUAUUGUUAUUUAUAUGUAAUAUAUUUUUUGUUAUAUGUAAUUCAUCAGCUCAUUAAUUAUGAUUUGAUUCUAUUGUUAUAUAU
Molecule: messenger RNA, 888 nt
Organism: Oryza sativa Japonica Group (Japanese rice)
Lineage: Eukaryota; Viridiplantae; Streptophyta; Magnoliopsida; Poales; Poaceae
Product: mavicyanin
Cellular component (GO): plasma membrane
Molecular function (GO): electron transfer activity
Source: RefSeq, a predicted model, not a curated record